Molecule: messenger RNA, 5550 nt
Organism: Penicillium canescens
Lineage: Eukaryota; Fungi; Ascomycota; Eurotiomycetes; Eurotiales; Aspergillaceae
Product: putative nuclear migration protein (ApsA)
Exons: 2
Coding region: 1-5550 (1849 amino acids)
Biological process (GO): maintenance of protein location in cell cortex; establishment of mitochondrion localization; microtubule cytoskeleton organization
Cellular component (GO): mitochondrion; cell cortex
Molecular function (GO): tubulin binding; phospholipid binding
Source: RefSeq, a predicted model, not a curated record
AUGCCGUUUGAGGCGCCCGAAUUUCGGAUCAUGACAGCACCCAACCCUGAAGACACCACCUCCUUUGUAUCCAUGGAAGACCCCUUCGUUUCGAAUGGCGGACGGCCAGCCCCACGCGACGCCCACCGAUAUUCGUCAUUCGAUACGCAGCUGUUUAGCCUCAAUGCAUCUUCGCCAGCCCAGGCCAAACGAGCCCUUGAGGCUCAUCUGGCGGAGACGGAACGUCGAUUAGAGGAAGCCUCGAAAUUGGGAACAGCCCUAAUCGAUCAGCAGCAGCAGCUAUCGGAGCAGCUGAAGGAGGUCGAGCAACAGCAGGAUGAGGGAGAGAUGGGCCCGGAAUUGCGACGCAAACUCGCCGACCUGGAGAAGGAGUAUAAUGAGAUCGGUCGUGAGUCGGCGCGGGCAUUUUUGGCGCCCAAACGCCUUGCAGGGGGAGAGGAGGCUCAGCUCGGAACGCCGUCUUUUGAUCAAAAGUCACCUCUAAGCCCGGCUUUGUUCGCCAGUCAAGCCACGAACUCCCCUAGCAAAGUCAGCGUUCCAUCCCGGAAGCAGCGCAAUCAACAGUCAAAUCGUGUCCACGAUAUCGAAUUUGCGACUGAGAUCUCCACCUCUCUUUUGGCUCAAGUCCGCCAGCUACAAGCUCUUCUUGCAGAACGGGAAGAGACGCUCAAGUCUGUUAAUCUGGAAAAGUCGCGACUUGAGUUGGAGGCCGAGGGAUAUGGGCAACGAAUCCGGGCACUUGAUGACAGUGAGCAGCGCUACAAGGAUGAAAACUGGGCACUGGAGACACAAGCACACGAGUUGAUGGCGGCUGCUAGAGAAGCUGCGGAGCGUGAAAGUCGACUCAAUACCGCACUGACCGCGUCAGCUUCCGAAAAGAACGCCAUUGAACGGGAAUUGGAGGAGCUACGGCAAGCCAACUCGAGGUUACUUGAGGAUCAGAGCUUGAUGCAGAAGGCAAACGAUGCAGAAAUCCAUCUUCUGCGCCGGAAUUUGAAUUCUGGCGAGCUGGAGAAGUCUGCCUUGCACAAAAAGCUCGCAGAAUUGACAUCUCAGAAUCAAGAGCUUGCUAAGGCUGUUGCCAUGCGUUUACGGCAGCACGAAACUCAGGGCAGCCGGGAUAUUGCUUAUAAUGAUGAUGGCGAUGAGCCGGAGCAAAUCACACCUGAAAGUUCCCCGCCACCUUCCCCCAACAAGUUCACUCCUCGACAUGGCCACUUGGAGUCCGAAACCUUGAAGAGCUCGCUUGGUCACGCUCACCGCAUGAUCCAGAAUCUUAAGAGUACCAUUCACCGUGAGAAGACUGAGAAGAUCGAGCUCAAACGCAUGCUGCAGGAUGCCCGGGAUGAGGUUGAGACACGUCGCCGUGAGACUACUGCGCCAAACGGAUCAAGCAAGCGACAGAAGACUAAGACAGAUUCAUCUCGAAAGCCUCCUCGUCCAGACCUUCUGGGUGCGGGCCGCAAAGAGAAGUCCUUUGUUGAACUUCAUGAUACCGAUUGGGAAGAUAACGCCGGUCAGAUCAGUCCUACUCACAAGCCUGCCAUGACCAGAUCGAUGGGUCGCCCUGGCACAGUGUCUCCCGAUGAGCCCAGUGACAUUUAUCAGACAGCCACUGAAGCUGAAGACGGAUUUGAGACGGCAAAUGAGCGAGCAACAGCAACCGAAAGUGAAGCAUUCCAGACCGGCGUGGAAAGCAUGGCGGAUGACAGCAGUGACUCGGCAGAUCUUACUGAGACUGAGAACAAUGUCCAAACAACUCCACGCAGCCGAGGUCCCUCCCUGAUGAUGUCCAAGACUCGUGAUCGCGAUUCUUAUCACAGCACGGCUUCUGCCUCUACUGAUGACGAGGAUUAUGAUUCAGGAUUCCCCUCUCCAAGCCAAAGACAUAUCUCCCGGCCUCGGGUCAAGUCUAAGCGAAGCAUGUCAAGACGCAUUCGCCCAUCCGGGGAGGCGCCAUUCGCCUCGACUAGUCGGCCCUCAAGCUCUCGUGAAUCACCGGCACCUACCUUUGAGCAAGCACCAGUAUCUCAAGAGGGCCAGAGCCUCUUUGCUGAACUAGCAGAGCUCGAAGGUGGCGGUGAAGAUGAGCAAACUUCUCAGGCUUCUACGCCGCGCAUGGAGGCUACACCAGGCUCGCGCAGACCUUCGGACGCCAUGUUGGACGCGUCACCUAAGCCUAUUAUGGUUGACUCUGGGGUGAUGACCGAGCCUUGGGAGCAUACGCUUCCCAUCAGUGCCAAUUUUGCUACUGAAGCUGCUCUUCCAAGCACACCGACCCAGCCAACAGCAGACACAGGAAUCGCCGAGGAAGCACAGGCAACGCCAAGACUGGUCAGCGCAGGAACACAGUGGACACCGCACAAGCCCUCGCCUGAGGAUGGCGAUCAUUUGGCUAAUGUUCCUACGCCGCCAAAGAUGCUCUGGGAUGAACGCUCGGUUCAAGAGGCAAAUGCCCAACCUGAGUUGCCAGAAAUGGGCAUUGCAGACAUCUCUUCCGAACACACCACGCCUCAGGCUCCUAAGCAUCCUGAGCUAAGUGUCUCCUAUAUCAACGGCGGCAUCACCGCUCCUGUGAAGCAUGAGUUCCCCGCACCGGUGAUUCCGGAACUGACCGUAUCUUCGGUCUCAUCACAGACUACCAGUCCCAUUCUGCCCAAGCUUCACGUGCCAGAACCAAUUAUCAAACACGUCGAUGUCAUUAGAUACGUUGAACGCGAGCCAGAGGUGCCCGAGCUGUCCUUCUCCUCUAUCACCACUCAGACCACGGCACCUGUUCAAGCAACUCUUGCUUUACCAGAACCCGUCAUUCAAUACGUGGAUGUAAUUAAACACGUCGAGCGUGAGCGCGAGCUGCCCGAGUUGAGUUUCUCGUCUAUCACCACACAAUCUACAUCGCCCGUUAAGGCAACCCCUGCAGAGCCGGAACGUGUGAUCGAAUACGUCGACGUUAUAAAGCAUGUUGAGCGUGAUCCUGAGGUGCCUGAAUUGACAUUCUCCUCUAUCACCACUCAAUCUACAUCACCCGUCAAGGCAACCCCUGCAGAGCCGGAACGUGUGAUCGAAUACGUCGACGUUAUAAAGCAUGUUGAGCGUGAUCCUGAGGUGCCUGAAUUGACAUUCUCCUCUAUCACCACUCAAUCUACAUCACCCGUCAAGGCAACCCCUGCAGAGCCGGAACGUGUGAUCGAAUACGUCGACGUUAUCAAGCAUGUGGAGCGUGUGCCUGAAUUGCCUGAGCUGACGUUCUCGUCUAUCACUGCACAAUCUACAUUGCCCGUUAAGGCAACCCUUGCUGAGCCGGAACGUGUGAUUGAAUAUGUUGAUGUUAUCAAGCACGUUGAGCGUGAGCCUGAGUUGCCUAAGCUGGCGUUCUCGUCUAUCACCACUCAAGCUACAUCCCCCGUCAAGGCCACCCCUGCUAAGCCGGAGCGUGUUAUUGAAUACGUCGACAUUAUAAAGCAUGUGGAGCGUGAGCCUGAAAUACCUCAGUUGACCUUCUCCUCCAUUACUGCUCAAACAACGGAACCUGUCCGAGCAACUGUUUCUCAACCGGAACCUGUCAUUAAAUACGUUGAUGUUAUCAAGCACGUUGAGCGUGAGCGUGAAGUUCCCGACUUGACUUUCUCCUCAAUCACCGCUCAGUUCACCGCGCCUAUCAAGGCUAGUGUUCCUGAACCAAUUCUCCCUAGUUUGACAAUCUCUUCCCUUGAUCCGACAUACACCGAGCCGGCCAUUCCAAAGCCUCGAGCUAUGCCUGAGCCGCCGGCGUUGUCUUUCUCCUCUGUGCGCUCCGUGGAAACUCAGCCUGUGCAGUCUGCAUCACCUGUUAUUCCCAUGGUGGCACGCCUGUCUACCCAAACUGAGCCAACAGAAGACUCAAAGGCCGCAGUGCUUAUUCAUGAGGACCACCCUACUGAGACUACUCGCAGCCGUGCCAACACCAACAAUAGUCACCAACUUGCUGGUGCCGGGCUGGCUUUGAACGAUAUCUCAGGCAAUGCUCUCGCUCGCUCCACCAGAAGACAGUCUAGUUUUGUCACCAUGGACCAUGGCGCGCAAACAAUUCUGUCUUCGAAGCAAAUCGACCAGAUCCUCAUGGAACGUGGCUCUACACGCCCGCAUACUUCAGGCAGUCAACUCACAGGGCAAUCAAAGGAGUCUGCUGUCGUCGGCGCAGCCGCUGCAGUACCUUUUGUAACACCCAAGCCUCAGUCUCGGCCUCAUCUUUCGCAGAUUCAAUCUGCCAAGUCGACACCCAGUUACCAUCGGCCUCACAGCGCUACAAGCCAGACAUCUGGUCUCAGUGCUCACCCACCCCUGCCUCACGAUCACCGGGAGGCGAUUAUGGCCGCCGAGAAGAAGUCUGUCGAUGCGGCGCCACCAUCCCCCACCAGUGUCAUGGGUCCUCCUUUGGCACCCGCCUCUGCCUAUCGCAUGAACACCCAGCGACCGCUUACGCCGAACGAACAGGCUACGCGCUCUGGCUCUGCGAGAACCGUUUCCUCUCAGCCCAGAAUGAGGAGAGGCAGUCAAAGUCAGAUGUCACGACGAUCCUCGGUUUCGUCCUUCGCGUCCGAGAUUGAGGAGCGUUUCAACAUGAACCCUCAUGCCGGUCCUAUGCCUCAGGGCUAUGGACCUAACACUGACCCUCGCAUGAUCCAGGCCAUCACUCAGACCAUGAUUGGCGAAUUCCUUUGGAAGUACACUCGCAAGACCGGUUCGGCAGACAUGUCUUCAACGAGGCACCGAAGAUACUUCUGGGUCCACCCCUAUACCCGUACAUUGUACUGGAGUGCGCACGACCCGCAAACCGCUGGAAAGAGCGAACUUCGUACCAAGAGUGUGCCUAUUGAGGCAGUGCGGGUGGUUGCUGAUGAUAACCCGUACCCACCGGGUCUUCACUGCAGGAGCUUGGAGGUUGUCAGCCCUGGCCGACGGGUUCGGUUCACGGCUACGACCAGCCAGAGACACGAGACUUGGUUCAAUGCAUUGUCCUAUCUUCUUUUGAGGGAGACCAACGACAACUGUGAAGACCACAACAGCGUGACCCUCGAUGAUAUCGACGAGUUCAAUCCUAAUUUCCGAUCUAGCUCUCGACAGGGAACAAGGAUGUCGUUUUCCUCUUACAACAGUCGCAACGUUCGCAAUGCACCCAAGCAACAACGAGCGGCAUCUGCUAUGUCCAUGCGGUCUGGCGGAGGUCGUGCAUCCCCGGCGCUAAGUACACCCGGACCAAACUCGUUGCAAGUUCCCGAUGAAGCCCACCAACGCUCUUCAUCACGGCUGAGCACGAUCUCCAGCUCAAUUCGGGGGUCAAUUGCCAGUCUGAAGGGACGGCACGGUGCCCAGUCUCCUAGCAUGCUUGAUGAAAGCAUCCGCGGCCAAGACAGCGUCGAUGACCUGAGGCAUGCCCAUGAGACACAAGACUUGGACCGACUCGAAAAUGUCCGUGCCUGCUGUGAUGGCAAGCACGACGUGGGUUCUCUUUCGCGUACUAGUCGGUAUAGCCCGAGAGUCGAUCGCAUCCACUCCCCCCACCCUCACUGA